UCUAUAUAGUGGGGUGCUAGAGUAUCAAUGUCCGGCGGAGCUUCCCUGGAAAAGAUGAUCCAGCUCUGAAUCCUUAUGGUUUCCUGUUGCAUGGUCGCCGUUCAUCUCAGUGCUGGCUGAGUUUAGGCUCUGUGCCGAGACCAAGAGAGGUAAUCAUGAUCCUUGAAGAAUGACAGUUUUGAAGCGGUAUGUGAUGAGAUUAUUCAUAUCCAUAAAGUACAUUACUGCGAAUGUGGUAGACAGAAACAACGGGCGGAUUGUUGCAGCUGCUUCAACUGCAGAGCAUGCCAUUAAGGAAUCAGUAGAGUGUGGCCGGACUUGCAAUGCAAAAGCAGCAUAUAUUGUUGGAGAGGUAUUGGCCAUGCGGCUCAAGGUUGAGGGACUUAAUGACGGACAGGGACGAGGCAUCCACGUGAAUGUAAACAAGGAAAUAGAGAAGAAAGGCUUCAAGAGCCAAACCAAGGUCUGGGCUGUGGUUAAUGCUCUGAGGAGUCAUGGAGUUAAACUCAUCCUUGAUGAUGAUAACCUUGAUGCAAGUAAUUCUUGGUCGAGCCAUUAAUCUUCUCAAGAUUCGUUUGGUCCAUGUAUGUCUACUAAGAAUGAAGAUGUCAUGUAUGUAUUUGAAAAUUUUGUAUGUAGAACCGCAGGGUCUUGUCCUGAGAAUGACACUUGCAAUAAACAAAAGUAUACAUGGAAAGACGAAUUUAACCUCAAAUCGUGCUACCAAAAUUAUGAUAGGCAUAGUUAUCAGAUGAUUCUCAACAGGGCAUCGGAUUACGUUUAGAUGUACAUUUGGAUUAACGCUUAACAGGUUCGGUUGUUUUGGAUGCAACCUGUUGACUUC
Neltuma alba is the source of this 844-nucleotide messenger RNA. RefSeq lists its product as uncharacterized. Lineage: Eukaryota; Viridiplantae; Streptophyta; Magnoliopsida; Fabales; Fabaceae. Gene Ontology annotation, biological process: translation. The transcript is spliced from 2 exons. The record is from RefSeq and is a predicted model, not a curated record. Bases 170 to 559 code for a protein of 129 amino acids. Gene Ontology annotation, molecular function: structural constituent of ribosome; 5S rRNA binding. Gene Ontology annotation, cellular component: ribosome.